GAGAAAGUGGCAGCACUGUUCAACAGCUAGUUUUGUUUUAGAAUUCAAAUGAUUUUGUGUCUGUGCUUUCUGAUUUCUUGUUUUUCGUAAAUUGUUAAAGAAUAAAUUAUGUCGUUUCCUUUUGGAAAAAGUACUACUCAGUCGUCUAAUCCACAACCGACUUUUGGAUUUGGGCAGCAACCACAACAACAAAGUGGAUUUUCUUUUGGGCAAGGAAAUCAAAGUCAACAACCACAGACACAAGGAUUUAGCUUUGGAACACCAGCAAUGUCAUCUGGUUUCACUUUUGGAUCAACUGCAACUCCAGGAUUUAGUUUUGGUAGCACUCCUGCUGCCACCACCACUACCUCAACAUUUGGUUUUGGAUCCAUGACAUCUACAAAUACUGGAACAUCUAGUAAUGCCAUAUUUGGAGGUAUUGCAACUACCAGUUCUACAGGAGGAUUUAAUUUUGGAACACCAUGCACAUCAUCAAAUUUCAGUUUUGGUUCACUACCUUCCACAACAAGUGCACCAGCUACUGGAUUUGGAUUUGGUUCUCCUAAUAUUAGUACCAGUAUAGGUACACAAGGUUUUACAACUGGUUUAGGAAAUACAUCCCAAGUGGGAAGCAAUUUUUCAAUGAACACUCCAAGAAGCAUUUCAUCACCAUUUGGUGCCACUAGUGGUGGCUUUUCUUUUGGAGGAACACCUUCAACUAUACCAAACACUGGUUUCACAUUAGGAGUAGAUACUACUAAUGCCACAUCAGGCACUGCUGUUAUUCAACCAUUUGGAUUUGGAACACCGUCAACAGCGGCUAUAUCAGCUACUCCCACAACAACAACUAGCAGUUUUUCAUUUUCUGGAAUAGGAACAGGAGGUGUGGUCAGGCAUGCACGCAUUCAUGUCAGGUGA
Centruroides sculpturatus (bark scorpion) is the source of this 897-nucleotide messenger RNA. RefSeq names its product nuclear pore complex protein NUP62-like. The record is from RefSeq and is a predicted model, not a curated record. Lineage: Eukaryota; Metazoa; Arthropoda; Arachnida; Scorpiones; Buthidae. The transcript has 4 exons. The coding region runs from base 109 to 897 and encodes 262 amino acids.